GUUGAUUUUUGUGGAAAACUGCAUCAUUGUCAUUUAUUUUAAACUAAAAAUGCUAUGAAUAUACAAAAUAUGGAUACUACGAACGAUGUAACUUUGGAUUUAUCGAGGCGUGGGCUCAAGAAAAUAGAGAAAGCGCCUUCCGAGGAAUCAAAGGCGAUUAUCAACCUGAUUCUCGACCAAAACGAACUGCAACGUUUGGAUAAUCUUGAUACCUAUAACCGAGUCGAAAACCUGUCAAUAUGCAACAAUUUUCUGGUGCGAAUGCAUGGGGUGUCUCGGUUAACAAAUAUCAGGGUUCUUUCUUUAAACAACAAUGGUAUUUUGCAAAUUGAGGGACUAAAGGACAUGAUCUAUCUGAAAGUAUUAAAACUGGCUGGUAAUAAUAUAAAAUCUAUUGAACAUUUGAACCAUAAUAUACACUUGGAACAUUUGGAUUUAUCUAAUAAUCAAAUAUCAUUUAUCGCUGAUAUUUCAUAUUUAAAGAAUUUAAAGCAUCUCAGCUUGGAACGUAACAGAAUAGUGGACCUCCGCCAAUGUGACCGAUACCUACCACCCCACCUCACUCACUUGGGGCUCGCACACAAUAACAUCCCCGAUUUGAAUGAAGUGUCGUUCUUGGUGCAUUUAAACCAGUUGGAUAGCUUUACGAUACAGGGGAAUCCAUGUGUUGCUAUGGCGGGGAAAGACAAGUUAGGUUUUGAUUACCGGCCGUUUGUUCUAAACUGGAUUAUGAGUGUCAAAUCUAUUGAUGGUUUCAUUGUCAGCGCUAUUGAAAGCCUAAAAGCCGAGUGGCUAUACAGCCAAGGCAAAGGCCGGCACUUUCACGCGGGCCAACAUCGCGAAGUGUGCGAAUAUCUAGCUUCGACCUGUCCACUCACUGCUGAUGCGCUAGAGACGGAGGACCAGAGGAAACUGAGGCUUAUAUUAAGCAAGGCACAGCACCAUCAACAACAGUUGAAAGAUCAAAAUCAUAGUCCAGUGAAGUCGAAACUGCAGUCACCGAGAAUGCAAGCUCGCAUGUCCGGCCGUGCGUUAGGCCGUUCACCGGACCGUCUAUCGUGCAGCUACCACGGUGGAGUGCCGCGUACUGCCAGCCCGGCACCUAACGCCAUGUCUCUGUCUUGUUCCGGAGACCUGCCCGCACCGAACCCCGUGUCACAUAGUAUGUCACAUAGUGUGACACAUAGCGCGUCACAUAGUGUGACACAUACCUCGUCGCAUAGUGUCACAUACACAACACCAAACUCGGUGACACAUAAUGCGCCGCAUACUCCUCCGCUAAACACUCGAGAGAGGCAAGUUGUUCCAGAAGCAAAAGUGACAAACCAAUCACUAGAAGCGGCUUCCAAGAUGGUGCCCGUACCGGAGUCCCUAAUGAGUCCAGAUUACCAAGACCCAAUAUACGAUAUACAGAGAACGAUACCAAAGGCCAACUCUAUCUCUAACACGUCUUCGCAGUCAAGUAAUAGCAGCAUACAAGAAGAGAAGAAGAAGAAUUUAAGAGGCUCGCCCAGGUUGAGUAAAAGUGCAACCUCUUCACCGAAACUGAAAACCAAAAUGGAGCAACGCAACGGCAAGCAAGAUUCCAAAGAGAAGUUGAACGGCAUGACGCAAGACAAGGACAAAAUAGAUCCAGACAAGUUAGAAAUUAUUAAACUCGCGUCUAACCAAAGGAGGCAAAAGAAAAUGAGCGUAGAGAACAUGGCAGCGGUCACAAUACAAAAGAUGUGGCGUGGUUAUCGAAGUCGGAAUUUGAAUAAAGACACUAUGAGGAUUUUACACGCUAUACAAGCCGCUAGAGCAAGGCAACAUAUACAACGGUUGACAUGCGACAUGGAGGCAACAAAAGCAGCUCUAGAGAGCGAACGGAAGAUCCAGCAGUUGCAGAUGCAAGCCAUAAAUGCGUUGUGGAAGAAGGUCUCUACGCUGCAGACACCUGAAAUGCAAAGGCAGAAGAUGCCAGAUUUAGAUGAUAACUCUGAAGUGUUGAGGCAGCUUACAGAAACGUGCUUCAAUUUACAAACGCAGGUGGAAGAACUGCGCAGUUGCAUGCGCGAAGUGUUACGAGCUGUGAAGAAUCCGGGUGAACCGAGAGCCACACAGACAGACAUUACAGCGCUCACCACACCGCAGGAGGAGCGAGUGAGUUGGUUGCGGCGGCCGCAGUCUCUCGCACUGCCAUCUUCGCCGAGAGAUAACACGGACAAAACCGAAAUAGAAACUUUAGAAAUUGAGAGAACGGAAUCUGUCAUAGAGGAACAAGAUCAAAGCAUAAACACCGAGCCAGAAUUGUUGGUGGAAUGAAAAGUAUUGUAGAAUAUACGUGGGAAAUAUCACUUUGAUUGUGGAUUAUAUUUUUUGAGAUAUAGGGUCUGUUUUUAAAUGACUUGAGUUGUCUGAUUUUUGUUGGAAUUUCAUUCGAUUUGUCGUUGUCGACUUUAUUUAUUAGGAGAUAGAAUCUGUUUUAGGAUGACUAUUGAGUUGUAAGACUUUGGAAUUUGGUUUUUGAAAAUUCAAAUUCACAUUAUGUUAUAAAGUAUGAAUUCUCAUUUGAAUGGAGGAACAUUUUUUGUGGUUUAGAAAGUUUACCAGAUUUAUUUGUAUACAGAAGAUGUUUUGUUACUCAGUAUAAGAAGGGCAUUUUUUGUCUAAUGAUAAUAAUUGAGAAUUAUACUAUUAUAAAAUUUAUUUAUUUAUAAUCGGUCGUAUAUGUAUGGAAUUUUUUUUUUGUUUACGGGUUUAACCAAAAUAAGACACACUGCCAUAAAAUUUUCGAGAUCAAAGUGAUAUUUCGCACGCAAUAAUACGCUUUAUUGUUUAAGUACGUAAGGGUCAAUGUGGUACGCGCUUAUCGCUUAUACAAUACGCACGCUGCCUCUUUCUUUCGUUACAAGUGUGAGUGAGACAGAUGUCUCGUUAAUAUAAGUAUGUAUAUGUGAUGGAUUUUUUUUUUAUAGUAUUUUAAUGUUUUGUAAUAAUGUUAACCGAUUUGGGAAAAGGUUAUUAGGACGUUUUUUGUUGGGAUAGUAAUUUUUUUUUCAUUAGUUUUAGGUGCUAAAAUCAAGGUUUUUUCGUAAGGAUUAACAUAGUUUUGCUGUGCAUAGAUAAAUUGCCGAUUACGUAUUUGCUUAUACAUAAAGUAAAUAUCUAAAAACUAAUUCUGUCUUACCACAAAAAACUUUAGACAAGGUUUAACCACAGAAUACAUAAUAGUAGCUAAACGCUACAGAACGGACACUCUCCGCCUCCCGCCAAAAUGAAACACUUACCUCACCCCGCACGAUCAGCCUGAAAAUGGUCCGUAUUUGUCUGCAAGGACGAUACGCAACGAAGAUUGACAACAUUA
Colias croceus (clouded yellow) is the source of this 3346-nucleotide messenger RNA. RefSeq names its product centrosomal protein of 97 kDa (gene Cep97). Gene Ontology annotation, molecular function: protein binding. The coding region runs from base 55 to 2304 and encodes 749 amino acids. Lineage: Eukaryota; Metazoa; Arthropoda; Insecta; Lepidoptera; Pieridae. The record is from RefSeq and is a predicted model, not a curated record. The transcript has 17 exons.